This is a messenger RNA of Salpingoeca rosetta, 896 nucleotides long. RefSeq lists its product as uncharacterized. The transcript is spliced from 2 exons. Bases 1 to 597 code for a protein of 198 amino acids. NCBI's taxonomy places the organism in Eukaryota, Choanoflagellata, Craspedida, Salpingoecidae. The record is from RefSeq and is a predicted model, not a curated record.
AUGCAACAGCACAGAGCCAACACCGCGCACGGGCACACGUGUGCCGCCAAGCGCAGUGAUGUGGCGUGGAUGGUGCUGUUGCAGGUGCGGUGUCAGCUCCACGAAGGCGUCCUUGACGAAGCUGACGGGCCGCUCCACGACGGGCUUCACCUGCUACAUCAACGGCUGUCUUGUGUCCUUGUGUCUUGGAGCAGUCGGCUGCAACCCACGGUUGCGCUGAGCACCGCCGAGGCCGAGUGCAUGGCCAUCUCCGCUGCAGCGCAGGAUGUCGUCUUCCUGCGGCAGCUGCUCAUGGACCUCGGCGAGCCCGAGGCUGGAGCCACCAAGAUGCUGACAGAUAACCAGGCGGCCAUCGCCAUCGGCAACGACCACGUCACCAAGCCGCGCACGAAGCACAUCCGGGUACGCCACCACUUCGUGCGGGAGCUCAUCGCCGACGGAACCAUUGUGCUGCAGCACUGUCCCGGCACGCGGAUGGUUGCCGACGCGCUAACCAAGGCACUGGACAAGCAGACCUUCGAGCAGCACCUGCCACGACUAGUGGGAACAUCGACGGCUGAGACGGAGCAGAGGAAGGCAGUUGAGGGGGAGUGUUGAGAGUGAGUGAGUUUCUGUUUUGUGUUGAGUCCUUCCUAAUUUGCCUUCUCGUGUGGUUUUGUCUUGUUUGCCAACAACACCUGCUUUGUGGUUUUUCCGUUGGCAAACAUUCCUUUCUCUCUGCUGGCAUGUGUGCCAACUGCCUCUCCUCCCCUCCUCCUCAUCCUGCACACGUGAGUUGUGUGCCAUGUGUGUUAUGUGUGUGUGCAUGCUCGCCAUGCUUGGCAAAUGCCAUGUGUGCGUGCCAUGCAGUGUUGUGAAGUGUUGCCUGUUGUGUAUGCUUGCCUGCAAGCAUUCAU